This is a messenger RNA of Raphanus sativus (radish), 1275 nucleotides long. RefSeq names its product BES1/BZR1 homolog protein 1. The record is from RefSeq and is a predicted model, not a curated record. The transcript is spliced from 2 exons. Gene Ontology annotation, biological process: DNA-templated transcription; brassinosteroid mediated signaling pathway. Bases 184 to 1044 code for a protein of 286 amino acids. Lineage: Eukaryota; Viridiplantae; Streptophyta; Magnoliopsida; Brassicales; Brassicaceae. Gene Ontology annotation, molecular function: DNA-binding transcription factor activity.
AUAGAAAAAAAAAUCCAAAAACAAUAACAAAAGCUCAUAACUCUUGCCUCUGUUUUCUCCACGUGAAGGGAAAAACUCUUUUAUCGUUUCUCGCUCCUCGAGAAUUACACAGCACAAACAAAAACUCAGAAAAAGUGUGAAGUAAAUAAACUGAGGGAGAGAGAGAGAAAGAAGAAACAGAGAAUGACAGCAUCAGGAGGAGGAGGAUCCACGGCGGCAGGAGGAGCAGGAGCGACGGGGAGGAUGCCGACUUGGAAGGAGAGGGAGAACAACAAAAAGAGAGAGAGACGAAGAAGAGCCAUAGCAGCUAAAAUAUUCACCGGACUCAGAUCUCAAGGAAACUACAAACUCCCUAAGCAUUGUGACAACAAUGAAGUACUCAAAGCUCUUUGCUUCGAAGCUGGUUGGAUCGUCCACGAAGACGGCACCACUUACCGAAAGGGUUCCCGACCAACAGAAACAACACCGCCGCGCGUGAGCGCGUGUUCGUCAAUCCAACUCAGUCCUCAUUCAUCGGCUUUUCAAAGCCCAAUUCCGUCGUACCAAACGAGCCCAGCCUCCUCAUCUUACCCAAGCCCGACCCGGUUUGACCCGAAUCAAUCCUCAACGUAUCUCAUCCCCUAUCUCCAAAACCUAGCUUCCUCCGGAAACCUAGCUCCUCUACGAAUAUCCAAUAGUGCCCCUGUCACACCUCCAGUUUCAUCUCCUAGAGGCUCACAUCCGAGACUACCAAGGCCACAGAUCAGCAACUUCCCAGUCUCAGCUCCUUCAAGCCCAACACGGCGUCUCCACCACCACUACACGUCGAUUCCUGAAUGCGACGAGUCAGACGUCUCCACGGUUGAUUCUUGUCGAUGGACCCGUUUUCAACCGGUGACUGUUUCUCAGACAUGUCCGCCGUCGCCAACUUUUAACCUCGUCAAAAAUAGCGUUUGCGUUGGCGGCGGAGACGUUUCGGUGAAGCCGUGGGAAGGUGAGAAGAUUCACGAUGUUGGUGUCGAUGACUUGGAGCUGACGUUAGGUAACGCUAAAGGACGCGGGUAAGAGGAUAGCAUCGUAAUUAACGACUAGAAGGGAGAACGGUUCGGUUACAUGUUUCCGGUUUAACCGUAACCAAUCUUGGAGGAUGACCUUCUUGGUCUGCUUCAUGCAUUCAUGGCCCAAUGCACAGUCAUCAUCGUUAUCAAUGUUUCAUUUUACAAAAGCUAAUUUUCAUGUAUAAUUCUACCUAUAUUUAUUUAUUUAGCAAAAAAAAAAAAUCUCCCUAUAUUUAAA